CCUACCUUCCAUUCUAAUUGUCAAAUAAACCUAGAAGUAAUUUUUUUUUGUCCAAAUGUAAGUUAUGCCUUUAUUGCAAUUGCACAAUAUUUUAAAUCUCAUUGGUUGCUUUUUUAUUUUUUCUGUAACUUUUGAAGUUAGGACAUAAGAUAAGAUACAUAAAUGUACGUAAUGAGUAUGUAAUAAUGUCUAUCAAAACGAAUGUAGUUAAACCUAAAAGUGUAAGAGUUUUUGAAGCAGAUGAAUUCGAGCGAUUGUUGCAAGGAUUGCAAGUUGCAGCAUGCAUGAUAACUGAGUCACACCAAGUUGUGGAUGAAGCAAGUGUACUUAAACGUCUCCGAGCCCUAACAAUAAAUGGAGCAUCAGAUGGCAAUGCUUGCUCGUGCUGCGGAGUCGGCCCAUUUGAGUCUCGGGCACAGCAGACUGCACAUUAUAAGCAACAUUGGCACACGCAUAACUUAAAGAGGAAAUUAUUUGGAAAAGCACCAUUGAGCUUGGGACAGUAUAAUUUAAGACAAGAUGAUUCCAGUGUUACUGGCAGUGAUUCAGAAACAGAAGGUAGUACAACAAACCCCGCUAGUGACCUUUUUGCAGCGGCCACUAGGCACUGUAAAGCCUUUUUUACAAACAAGAAAAAGCAAGUGUUCUGUAUUUAUAGAUGUAUAUUGCACCAUAGAAAGGAGGAACUAUCAACAGAUGGAGAAGGGACAGCCUGGGUUGAACGAUGCCAACGAUUGACAAUACCAGGCUAUCAAAGAUGGGCAGUCCUCAUGGUGUCUGGUGGACAUUUUGCAGGUGCAAUAUUUUCCGGUGGUAUUGCAGUUGUUCAUAAAACAUUUCAUUCGUACGUUACUCGUAGAGGCCAAGGUCAAGCUCAGAUAUCAAGGGAUCAACACGGUAAUGCUCCACGAUCUGCCGGAGCCAGUUUGAGGAGAUAUAACCAAGCGCAGUUUUUAGAACAUAUCCAAGAAAUUAUAACUGGUUGGGCAGAGGAUUUAAAAGGUUGUUCACUUGUGUUAUACCGAGCUGUGGGUUCAGUUAACCAGGCUGCGCUUUUUGGAAAGAACUCUCCGUUGAAAAGAGAUGAUUUGCGUGUGAGGGCAUUACCAUUUCCUACACGAAAACCCACUUAUAAAGAAGUGAAAAGAGUACAUGAAACAGUUGCUAGUGUUGAGGUUUAUGAUACAAUGGAAUUGUUUCAAAAAGCAUUAAUAGCGUCAACAAGUAAGGCACCUACAAAAAAUAUUUCAGACUCGAGUGUCGAUCGUACUAAAAAGACCCAGAAAAGCGUUAAUAAACAGAUUGAUAGAGCUAAAUCUAGAGAACGACCUCCACGCGAAUUACCAACACAACUAAUCUCAAGUGAGGAUGAAGGACCUUGUUUCAUAGACCUAGAGACCCCAGUAGGUUGGAUAAAGACCUUAUCAGAGCAAUGCACUAAUGGUGUUAUCACUAAUUCAAGAAGGGAUCUCCUAAACAACUCCGCUGGUGAUAGUGAUUCAUCUGAAAAUGAAGAAAAAACGGAACCACAGAAGAAAGGGCACGUAAAGAAAAAGAAAAAGAAGAAACCUGACGAUAACAAACAGAAUAAAAAGGUCUUGACUAAGAUAUCUGCUAAUGUUGAGAAGAUAUGGAAAAUGAUAUCGGAUAAGGAGUUGACCUCUUUGGAAACAAUUUUAGAAGAAAUUGAGAGUACUGAGCUAGAAGCGGCUUGCAACACUCAAGAUCCAGCUGAUGGUAACACUGCGUUACACAAGGCUGCUAUCGCCGCCAAGCCAGAUAUGGUCAUGCAGCUCCUGGGCGCAGGCAGCGACCCGUGCGUGCGCAACCACCUGCUACAGACGCCGUACGCGGCCGCGCACGCGCACUCGCGCCUCGCCUUCCGCCUCUUCCAGGGCGACCAUCCGCACAAGUACAACUACAACAAGUCUCAAAUCCCGGGUCCGGUGACUCUGGAACAGUACGAGCAAGAGAAAGAGAAAAAAGCACAACAGAAGAGAGCGAAGCGUCAGCGGGAAAAGGAGAAACAGGCUGAGAAGAAUAAAUUGAACAAGUUUUUACAGAUGACUGAUUAUGAAAAGGUAAAAGCCGAUGUACCGAAAUGUUUCCUCUGCGGUACUAAUUUACCAAAGCAACCGUUCGAAUACAACAAUUAUAAGUUUUGUUCGAUAAAAUGUCUACAAAAUCAUAGAAAUCUCCGACCAUUGCAUAAGAGCGCGUGAUACAAUCAAUCAAGUAUUUCACAAUAUCCACGGGCUCUUAGUUGCCAAUGCCAUUUGUACUACAUAAAAUAUUUGUUUCAUUAAUGGCAUGUUUUUUUUUUUACAAUAAUUUAACAUAAGACCAGCAGUUCUAAGACUGUCUAGAAUCGCUAGAAACGUCGUUAUAAAUAUAUUAAAUAUAUGAUAUAUACAAUAUAUGUAUUCUGUAACA
This is a messenger RNA of Melitaea cinxia (Glanville fritillary), 2433 nucleotides long. Its product is annotated as ankyrin repeat and zinc finger domain-containing protein 1-like. NCBI's taxonomy places the organism in Eukaryota, Metazoa, Arthropoda, Insecta, Lepidoptera, Nymphalidae. The coding region runs from base 186 to 2222 and encodes 678 amino acids. The record is from RefSeq and is a predicted model, not a curated record. Gene Ontology annotation, molecular function: protein binding. The transcript has 11 exons.